Gloeophyllum trabeum ATCC 11539 is the source of this 1666-nucleotide messenger RNA. RefSeq names its product aldehyde dehydrogenase. Gene Ontology annotation, molecular function: aldehyde dehydrogenase (NAD+) activity. The coding region runs from base 27 to 1529 and encodes 500 amino acids. The record is from RefSeq and is a predicted model, not a curated record. The transcript is spliced from 6 exons. NCBI's taxonomy places the organism in Eukaryota, Fungi, Basidiomycota, Agaricomycetes, Gloeophyllales, Gloeophyllaceae.
CAGACUUGCCCAAUCGCCUAUUCACCAUGCCCAGCACAUUCACGCACGAGUUCAACACCCCUGUCUACAAGGGCAAGUCGUCCUUCAACACCGGGCUCUUCAUUGACGGCAAGUUCGUCGACGGCCAGGAUGGCGAGACCAUUGACGUCAUCAACCCUACGAAUGGCAAGGUAAUCACAAAGGUGUCGGCGGGCACUGCAAAAGAUGUCGACAUUGCCGUCGCGGCGGCACAGAAGGCGUUCGAUACCGUGUGGGGUCUGAACUGCGCCGGCGCCGUGCGGGGCAAGCUCCUCGGCAAGCUCGCCGAUCUCAUGGAGGAGCACGCCGACGAGCUCGCUGCACUCGAGGCACUCGAUAACGGCAAAACCUUCGGCUGGGCGAAGAACAGCGACGUCGUCGCCUCGGUGGGCUGCAUCCGGUAUUACUCCGGCUGGGCAGACAAGCACUCGGGGAAGGUCAUCGAGACGGACGAGAACAAGCUCGCGUACACGCGCAACGAGCCAAUCGGCGUCGUCGGCCAGAUCAUCCCCUGGAACUUCCCGCUCAUGAUGCUCUCGUGGAAGCUCGGGCCCGCGCUCGCGACCGGGUGCACGAUCGUGCUCAAGCCGUCCGAGUUCACGCCGCUCACGGCGCUGCGCAUGUGCGAACUCAUCCAGAAGGCGGGCUUCCCGCCCGGCGUCGUCAACAUCGUCAACGGCUUGGGUACCACCGUCGGCCAGGCGAUCGCGGAGCACCCCAAGAUCGAGAAGGUCGCGUUCACGGGGAGCACGCUGGUCGGAAGGAAGAUUAUGGAGGCGGCGGCGAAGACGAACUUGAAGAAGGUCACGCUCGAGCUCGGAGGGAAGAGCCCGAAUAUCAUCUUCAACGAUGCGGACUUGGAACAGGCCGUCAACUGGGCUGUCCACGGUAUCUUCUGGAAUCACGGUCAGGCAUGCUGUGCUGGGUCUCGCAUAUUCGUCCAGGAGGGUAUCUACCAGGAGUUCCUGACGCGGUUCACGGAAAAGGCCAAGUCGCUCAAGAUUGGCGACCCCUUCGAGCCUGAUGCGUAUCAGGGCCCGCAGGUCUCGCAGACCCAAUACGACCGUAUUAUGGGCUACAUCAACUCGGGCAAGGAGCAGGGCGCGAAGCUGCACCUGGGCGGCGAGCGCCACGGCAACGAGGGCUACUUCAUCAAGCCGACGAUCUUCACGGACACGAAGCCGAACAUGAAGAUCGUGCAGGAGGAGAUCUUCGGGCCCGUCGGCGUUGUGAUCAAGUUCACCGACGAGGACGACAUCAUCCGCCAGGCGAACGACACCGUGUACGGCCUCGCCGCGGCGGUGUUCACGCAGAACAUCAACCAAGCGAUCGAGACGGCGCACCGCCUCCAUGCUGGGACUGUCUGGAUUAACUGCGCGAACCAGCUCCACCCGCAGAUUCCGUUCGGCGGGUUCAAGCAGAGCGGGAUUGGGCGUGAGCUCGGCGAGUAUGCUUUGGCAAACUACUCCAAUGUCAAGGCUGUCCACGUGAACCUUGGCCACAAGAUGUGAGGGGCUUCACAUGUGGCUGGUAUUUCGCUCUUCUUGGAGGUUGUGAGGAUGUACGGAUACCUAUGGGAGAUCAAAAUAUUUGUAUCAAUUAUACUUGCUUAUGUACCUACCACUUUAUACAUUUCUCGUUGCUCUGA